UUCAAUAAAUAGUUGUUACCAAGCGGACGCGUCUUGUGCUUUCUCUCCGUUCUAGAAGUUCCUGGAUAGUCAGUGCAUCUUAAAUACUUCAGUGGCGACGAAAUCGAACUGUGAACGCGUGUGAAACUUUUUUUUUAGUGGACGUGAGUGAAUAUCGCAGUUACAAUGUCUAUCGGUAAAAUUGGUGCUUUCGAUGUGCAUAAGGAUAAUUGGGAUUUAUAUGUGGAGCGCUUGGGCCAGUAUUUUGUGGUUAACGACGUUAAACCGGCUGUGCAGGUAGCGACUUUAAUCACCGUUAUGGGUAGUGAGGCGUACGAGCUCAUGGCAAACUUAUGUUCACCGGACAAACCGUCAACAAAAGAAUUUGAUGACCUUGUGGCAGUUAUGAAGAAGCACCUACAGCCGACGCGGAGUACCAUGGCCGAACGAUUUAAAUUUCGUCAGAGGACACAAAGAAGUGACGAAACCAUCGCGGAAUAUACUGCGGAGUUAAAAAAGUUAACAAAAGAUUGUGAUUUUCAAGAAGCCAGUUUAAAAGAGAAUUUACGAGACCAAUUCGUGUGUGGUAUCCGUAAUGAUAGCAUUCGGCAAAAGUUAUUUACGGAAGAUAACCUAACAUUUGAAAGAGCAUUUAAAAUGGCGGUGGCGAUGGAAGCAGCGGAAAGUCAUGCGGCGUUGGUACAGGACCGUUCUACAAUAGAGGAGGGAGUAUCAUCAUCCAUGAUAGCAACGGCAGUGCAUCAGCUGGCCACGGUGAAGCGGGACAAGCGACAGUCGGCGGAGGCGGCUAGCACCGAGCGCUAUGGGCCGCGCGGUCCAAAGGUCACGCAGGGCGACGGGACAAAGGGCGCUAUGGGCGCGGGCAAGCGACGAGUCGUUACGAACAGUGCGGACUGGAAGGGAGGACAAAUUAACCCAGCAAUGUUCGGCGUGCGGAGGGCAGCAUGGACAGAGCUCGUGUAAAUUUAGGGCCUAUGUUUGCAGAGUAUGUAACAAAGAAGGGCAUCUUAAGAAAAUGUGUCCGAAUUUAAGAAAAAACGUCU
This is a messenger RNA of Cydia pomonella (codling moth), 1043 nucleotides long. RefSeq lists its product as uncharacterized. NCBI's taxonomy places the organism in Eukaryota, Metazoa, Arthropoda, Insecta, Lepidoptera, Tortricidae. The transcript has a single exon. Bases 166 to 963 code for a protein of 265 amino acids. The record is from RefSeq and is a predicted model, not a curated record.